Molecule: messenger RNA, 1785 nt
Organism: Leptidea sinapis
Lineage: Eukaryota; Metazoa; Arthropoda; Insecta; Lepidoptera; Pieridae
Exons: 3
Coding region: 91-1329 (412 amino acids)
Source: RefSeq, a predicted model, not a curated record
CAUGCGCGUAGCUCGCUUGUAGACUCAACCACAUUCGUCCGAGUGAAUAAAACACGAGUGAUUAAAUAUGCGAUAGCAGCUUAUAUUUUGAUGAUGCAAGCGGGAAGUCCAGAUAGCACGGCUGUUUCUGAAGCCCCAAGCAGCGGCAGUGAAGAAUCUGAUUGUGAGCCGGAGGUAGAAGCCGAUGCGGCGUUUACAGAAGAAUGGGCGCGAGAAUUAUUGGGUUACUCGGGUGUGGUCGGAGCACAAGAGAUUCGAGUGGACUCAAGGGCUGGAGUAGCCGGCGCUCUCAGCAGAGUAUUAGCGGUAACAGUUCGCUACGAGAGCGCAGGAGAACCGCACGCUCUUCCCCUUGUGGUGAAACUUCCCCCACGUGAUCCAUUCGGCAGGCUUUGCGUUGCCGAGGCUCAAUUCGACACUAGAGAAAUACUCUUCUAUACUGAAUUGGCUCCAGCUCUGAAUGAACUGGCGGAAGAAGCACUGGGCCUUCAUGAAGGCCUGCCGAUACCACGCUGCAUUAAAGCUAGGCUACCUGAUGAAAUCGGCGGAGAUAGCGAGCUUGUGCUGGAAGAUGUUACAUCUGUUGGUUUUGAAUCAGCAGAUUUUACCGAAGGCCUAACUAUAGAUAGGGCUAGGGCAGCAUUAUUUGCAGCAGCACGACUGCACGCCCUUUCCUUAGCUCUUCGCGAACGAGAGGGUCCUUUAGAUCAACGUUUCGACUUUCUAUUUCCGUGUGAGCGAGCCGCUGCUGGAUAUCUCCGACUAGUUAGAAGAGGCUUACCUCAACUUGAAGCUUUUCUUAAAGGCCGAACGGAUUGUAAGGGGGAAACCGAUGCUGUAGCAGCUCUUAGUGCUAGGGCUCCAUCUCUUCUCGGCACUCUACUUAGGCCUGCUGAACCAGCGCCGCUCGCACAUGCGGACUUUUGGAGCGGCAAUCUUCUAUUUCGAGAAAGGGACGGGGUGAGCGAAUGCAUCGCGUUGGACUGGCAAAUGGUAUCUCUUGGUCGCCCGAUGGAUGACGUAGCACUGCUACUUUUAUCGUCUCUGACGCCAGAAAUGCGAAGAACAAUCGGUGAUUCAUUAAUUGAAGAAUAUGGGGAUCGUUUAGAAGCGGAGUGUAAGCGAUUAGGAGCUGAAACUACGGGUGCAGUGGUCAGAAGGAGUUUAAAGCAGGAUUGGCCAAGAGCAGCUUUAAGAGCUUUGCUCCUUUGCGCGGGAAGUGUGGAUGUAGCGCUAGGGGAACCUCGUGCUGAAGAGCGAUUACUAGAAGCCGUGAGAGACUUGUACUCCCAAGGUGUCCUGGAUUUAAAAGCUGAAUCGGAGCAGUAAAUUUCCGUUAUAGUGCCAAUGAUAAUUAUAUAACAUAUUGUUAAGUAAAACAACCGCUCAAAUUUUACUUAUGAGUACAACUUCUUCAACAUAGAUCAAACAUUAUUUGCUAGCUACUGCCGUCUUUUACAGUAUCGGAUCUUGGAUGUAUUAUGUACCUACGCUUAUUACCAUUCGUUAACAAUGUACGUAGAGCCUUAUUAUAUAAUACUUUGCUGAUUAAUUAUUGUUGUUAUCAGAUCGUGUACAGCAAUGCAAUAAUAAUAUUAGAUAUCUUUGUGAAUGUUGUGACUGUGGAAAGCCUAAGUAAAGACUGAAUUGAUGUUCUGAAAUAGAAGCCGUGAUUAAUUGUGUUACAAAUUGAAAGGCUAAUAGUUAUAAGAAGUGGUCAUGUACGAACAAUUUUAUGAUAUUAUGUAACUUAUGAAUGAAUUAAACGAAUGAAUUAAGAUGAAA